AUGACUGUGUCAUUCAUUUUGGGCUUCACUGCCGCAGCCAUCGUGCUGCAGGUCAUUCGCAUGAUCGUGAACUCAUGGCAACAGUCUCGUCAUGCCAAAAGGUUGGGUUGUGGCAGCGCGCCACUCUACCCGUGCAAGGAUCCCUUUGGAAUCAGCAACCUCAAGCAGUCCCUGGCAGCCGAUAAGGAGAACCUGGUGCCAGAGCUGGCUGAGAACCGCAUCAAAUUGAUGAGCGAGCAGGAGAACCGCUACGUCACGACCUUCUCUAUCCAGAACUUGGGCCGCACACACCUGUUUACCAUCGACCCCAAGAACAUUCAAGCUCUUCUGGCUACCCAGUUCAAGGACUUUGAGCUCGGUUCCGUCCGUCGGGAUAGCAUGCACCCACUGCUUGGCACUGGUAUCUUCACCGCCGAUGGAGAAGAAUGGUCCCGCUCUCGCGGCUUGCUGCGACCUCAAUUCACCCGUGAACAGAUCAGUCAGCUGGAUUUGGAAGAAGGCCAUGUCCAGAAAGCCAUGCAGGCAUUGCCCGUCGCGGCCAACGGCUGGACGGCCGCGACUGACAUCCAAUCCAUCUUUUUCCGGUUGACCAUCGACUCCGCAACAGAGUUCUUCUUUGGCGAAAGUGUUGAGAGCCAACUCGGCGCUCUCCACAACCGCAACAGACCCGAAGACUCCUUCGCCGCAUACUUCGACAAAUCGCAAUGGGUCUGCGCACAGCGCUCCCGCUUCGAGAAACUGGCCUUCCUCGCCGAAAACAAAGAAACCAAGCACUCCGACCAACAAGUCCACGCCUUCGCCGACAAAGUCGUCUCCAACGCCCUCGCUGCCUCAGCAGAAAAGAAGCCCGGAGACGGCUCCUACGUCUUCCUCGAAGCCCUCCUCGAAGUAACCCGCGAUCCAAUCGAGCUCCGCUCCCAACUCCUCAACAUCCUCCUCGCAGGCCGCGACACCACAGCCUCCCUCCUCAGCUGGACAACCCUAAUGCUAGCCCGCCACCCAGAAGUCUUCACCAAGCUCCGCGAAACCAUCAUCACCACAUUCGGCACCUACUCCAACCCACAGAACAUCACCUUCGCAGCUCUCAAAUCCUGCCAGCCCCUCCAGCACGUCAUGAACGAAGUUCUGCGCCUGUACCCAGUCGUCCCAUUCAACCGCCGCAACGCAGCCCGCGACACCACCAUCCCCCGCGGUGGCGGGCCAGACGGCGAAGACCCCAUCUUCGUGCGCAAGGGACAAUCCGUCAUCUACACGACGCAUGUGAUGCACCGUCGGAAGGAUCUGUGGGGACCCGACGCAGACGAAUUCAAGCCAGAGCGCUGGGUCAGCCGCAAGGCUGGCUGGGAAUAUAUUCCUUUCAAUGGCGGUCCGCGGAUUUGUAUCGGGCAGCAAUUCGCGCUUACGGAGGCUGGGUACGUGCUUGUUCGGCUUUUGCAGCGCUUCGAUACACUUGAGGAUGUGAAUCCUGAUCAGAAGAUUCGCUAUGGUCUUACUUUGACUAGUGCGCCUGCUGAUAAGGUCACUGUGCGUAUGCACCAGGCUGAAGAUGCUUAG
Penicillium olsonii is the source of this 1554-nucleotide messenger RNA. The record is from the annotation of a GenBank genome assembly. Lineage: Eukaryota; Fungi; Ascomycota; Eurotiomycetes; Eurotiales; Aspergillaceae.